CUCCCUCUUCCUAUCUCUUUCUUUUUCCCCUACUCUCAGAUUUUUUAAUUCUUUCCACCACUUUACCCAAUAUCACCUAUUCCUAUCUCCGUCUCAUUCUAUUUUGCCCAUUCGUUCGUUCAGUCCUCCUAUCUAUCGGUCUUUCUUUCUUUCUUUCUCCCUCCACCCACUCACCCCCACCCAACCCCUUCUGAAUACCCCUUAACCAAGUCUUCAUAUAUCCUCGCUUUUCGUUUGACGCACUCCUGAUCGUUUAACGCGAACCAACGAACGUAUGAGUGCUCAACAAGUCGCCAAACAGAAGAGACUUUAGUCGACAGAGAGAAACUAUAGUAGUAGCGCAUUCAUUCUUUGCUUGAUAGUCCUUCAGUGCGCACGUAGGGCACACGCGGACUCCCACCUUUUGGGAGGAUUCAUCAUUGAACUGUCGCCUGUUUUAAAACGCGACUACUUUAUUAGAAAACACAACUAAUUGAUUGAUUCAAUUUGAUGUUUUCUUUGAAUAUUUCUUUUUUGAUUUUAAUCUAUCGUGAAUAAAUAAGAGAAGAAAGUGUGUGUGGGGGGAUACCUAACCACCACCAUUUACAUUACGCGAGAUUUGCGUGAAUAUUUUUGUCAUUGGGUUUACGUUUUUGUGGAUACGAGAGACAUGGACAACACGUUUAGAUGUUAACAACAAGAUUUUAAAUAGAAAAUCAAUUGUAAUCGAACAAUUGUUCACGUUUUUGUUAACACUGUAUUUUUCAUUUGAACUAUUAUAAAUAAUUGUCAAAUAUGUUGGUGGCACAUUUGACAAUAUUGCUAUCCAAAUGGAUGGGUAGCAACCUUAACGAACUAUUAUGCACUUCUGUCGUGUUUUUUGGUGUAUUAAUGCUUGUGAAGAUUAUUCAGUGGGUUAAGAUAAUGUUACGUUUACCACCUGGCCCAUGGGGUUUACCAUUCUUCGGUUAUCUAUUGUUCCUCAAGGAAGACACCUAUUUGCAGUACAUCGAAUUGGCUAAAAAAUACGGAAAUAUCUUCAGUUCGUAUUUGGGUAAACAACUGGUCGUUGUAAUCAGCGAUUUUCAAGUCAUACGUGAUAUGUUCCUUCAAAGGGAAUUCACCGGCAGACCUCAUACCGAAUUCAGCAGUAUUCUUGGUACUUAUGGUAUCAUCAAUGUCGAUGGUCAUUUAUGGAAAGAACAGAGAAAAUUUUUAUUGACCAUAUUUCGUAGUUUUGGUAAAACCGCUUCUCAUGGAAAGAAAGCCAUGGAAACUAGAAUUAAGCGAGAAGUUAAAGUUUUGAUCGAAACUUUGUUAACAACAAGAGGUGAACCAACAAACCCAUCCCAUUUGCUUGCGAUAUCAAUAAGCAACGUGAUUUGUUCUUUCAUAAUGAGCGUACGUUUUGAACCUGGUGAAAGAAGAUUCAAAAGAUUCAUGCACCUAAUUGGUGAAGGAUUUAAACUUUUUGGUACAAUUAUAAACGUCAACUAUUUCCCAGUGAUGCGUUAUCUGCCACAUUUGAGAGAAGCUCGCAAUAAAAUCAUGAAGAAUAUCGACGAGAUGGGUCUGUUCUUUCAAGAAACCAUCGAGGAACAUCGAAGGACAUUCGAUCCUACCAUAACUCGCGAUCUGAUUGAUUCAUACCUGUUGGAAAUUCACAAUGCUAAGAUGGAAGGACGUGAAGGUGAAUUGUUUCAAGGAAGAGAUCACAAUCGUCAAAUGCAACAGAUACUCGGUGAUUUGUUUUCUGCCGGCAUGGAAACGGUGAAGACUACGUUGGAAUGGGCAAUCAUUUUCAUGUUGCAUUAUCCUGAAGCUGCUAAAGCGGUUCGCGAAGAAUUGGACGUGGUCGUUGGCAGAUUUAGAAUGCCAAGUUUGGACGAUCAAGAAUAUUUGCCAAUUACUCAAGCAACAAUAUGGGAAAUUCUACGAAAAUCUAGCAUUGUCCCAUUGGGAACAACUCAUGCUACCACAAGGGACGUAAUAGUGAACGAUUAUUUGAUUCCUGCUGGUUCUCAAGUGGUACCCAACAUUUAUGCCGUACACAUGGAUCCAAAAUUAUGGGAUCAACCAGAAGAAUUUCGUCCAUCGCGUUUCCUCGAUUCCGAAGGAAAACCUCAAAAACCUAAACACUUUAUGCCAUUUGGUAUUGGUCAACGUGUAUGUCUUGGAGAAAAAUUGGCCAAUUAUGAGAUAUUUUUAUUUUUCACGUCACUUUUACACAUGUACGACUUCAGGUUACCGGAAGGUGAAUCGUUACCAAGUUUACGUUCGAAUAAUGGUGUUACAUUAACGCCUGAUCCUUACAAGGUUUGUUACAUACGAAGAAACUUUGAUGUCAUCGAUUUCAACGUUGCCAAUGAACAAAACGGACCACUCCGUAAUGUUGGUGCUGUGUAAAAAAAAAAGAAAAAAGAUGAACACGAUGAUAAAACAUGAAGAAGAGAAAAACACAUAUGAAUAAAUAUGAAAAAAAAAAAGAAGAAAAAAAAAAGAAACUAAGAGGAAGAAGAAGAAGUGCCUCGAGACGAUCACGGUUGUUGUUCCUAUCACUUUUAUCAGAGGAUAUGAACUUUCGUGCUCCUCGCCGAGCGUGUGCCGAAUCAGGAAAGAACAAAAACAAAAAAAAAACACAACACAAAAAAGAAGAUGAAAAAGAAGAUGCA
This is a messenger RNA of Polistes dominula (European paper wasp), 2651 nucleotides long. RefSeq names its product Cytochrome P450 18a1 (gene Cyp18a1). Lineage: Eukaryota; Metazoa; Arthropoda; Insecta; Hymenoptera; Vespidae. The record is from RefSeq and is a predicted model, not a curated record. Gene Ontology annotation, molecular function: heme binding; iron ion binding; oxidoreductase activity, acting on paired donors, with incorporation or reduction of molecular oxygen, reduced flavin or flavoprotein as one donor, and incorporation of one atom of oxygen. Gene Ontology annotation, biological process: xenobiotic metabolic process. Gene Ontology annotation, cellular component: cytoplasm; intracellular membrane-bounded organelle.